UGGAUCAGAAUGGAAACCCUUAAUGGCAACAAAUCAACUAAUGACAGCUGUGUUUUAAACGAGAGCUUCAAGUACACUCUCCUCCCUGUGAGCUACAGUCUUGUGUUUUUGUUUGGCCUGGUGCUGAACAUCACUGCCAUGUAUUUCAUCAUAUUCCAAACCAAACACUGGAAGCCCAACACCACCUACAUGAUCAACCUCAACGUUUGUGACACCCUUUACCUCCUUACCCUUCCGUUCCUCAUCUACUACUACGCUGAUGAGAACGACUGGCCGUUCGGUGAGCUGAUGUGCAAGCUGAUUCGCUUUCUCUUCUACACAAACCUUUACGCAAGUAUCCUCUUCCUCAGUUGCAUCAGUCUGCACCGAUUCUUGGGCAUCUGCCACCCGGUGCGCUCUUUGAACUGGCUGAAUGCCCGUGGUGCUCGUUUGAUCUCGGUGGGAAUAUGGGUGACCACGAUCUUCUUCCAGGCACCAAUACUCUACUUCUCCAGAACAAAAGAUAACAAUGAUGUACAGGUGUGCCAUGACACCACCGAGUCAACGCUCUAUAGAUAUUACUUUUUCUACAGCUUGGUAGUCAUGUUCUUGCUCUUCGUCCUACCGUUUGGGGUGGUGCUGGUCUGCAAUGUCUUGAUGGUGCAGAAGCUUCGGGAACUCAGCAUUGUUGGAAGUUCCAUGUCAAAGCGAUCCAAGCAGAAGUCGAUAAAGAUGAUCAUAAUUGUGCUUAUUACUUUCAUGAUAUGCUUUCUGCCCUUCCACCUGAACCGCAGUAUCUACUAUGUCUUUCGAUUCCUGGACGUGCAGAACUGCUUGAUACAGUACUCUAAUGUGGCCUACAAUCUCACACGUCCUCUGGCCGGCUUCAACAGCUGCAUCGAUCCAAUCCUCUUCUUCAUGGCGGGACAGAGCUUCAGAAAAAGAAGAAGUUCAAAUCAAGCCAAAAAUCUGUCCACCUCUGUGGGUUGCACGAAGGGCUUGGAUGCGCAGCCCUCUAUUGACUAG
Xyrauchen texanus (razorback sucker) is the source of this 1005-nucleotide messenger RNA. RefSeq names its product P2Y purinoceptor 2-like. The transcript has a single exon. Gene Ontology annotation, biological process: G protein-coupled receptor signaling pathway. Lineage: Eukaryota; Metazoa; Chordata; Actinopteri; Cypriniformes; Catostomidae. The record is from RefSeq and is a predicted model, not a curated record. The coding region runs from base 10 to 1005 and encodes 331 amino acids. Gene Ontology annotation, cellular component: plasma membrane. Gene Ontology annotation, molecular function: G protein-coupled UTP receptor activity; A1 adenosine receptor binding.